ACAAAAUAUAACCAGCAAUCCCAUGAACCUGGUUAUGAACAUAUCCUCCAUGGCUGCUUCGUUGAAGCUUGUGUUGCUAUUUAUCAUUCUUAGCUUCCUCAACCUUGGUACUGGUAAAGCACAGGAAUUGGAUUCCCCUGUGUAUCUUUACCAAAACUGCUCAACCAACACCACCGGCAACAGUGCCUACCAACUGGACCUGAGGACCCUUCUCGGUUCCUUAUCUUCCAACGCCACUGGCACCACCAAAUUCUACAACACCACCGUCGCCGGAAGAUCCCCCUCCGACACGGUGUUUGGACUUUUCAUGUGCAGGGGUGAUGUGCCCUCUCAGUUGUGUCGGCAAUGCGUGGUGAACGCAACGCAGCGACUGCGCUCACAGUGCUCACGGUCCAAAAGGGCAGUGAUAUGGUACGAUGAGUGCAUGGUUCGUUUUUCCAACAGGUCUUUCUUCUCCACUGUGGACACAAGGCCUCGACUUGGCCUUCUCAACACUGCCAACAUCUCCAACCAGGAAAGCUUCAUGCAUUUACUGUUUCAAACAAUAAACCAAACUGCUGAUGAGGCUGCAAGUUUUUCUAUUGGUGUCAAGAAUUAUGCCACGAACAAAGCAAACAUAUCUGGGUUUCAGUCCCUCUAUUGUAUGGCUCAGUGCACACCAGAUUUGUCACCCCAAGAUUGUAGAAGUUGUCUCAGUGGUGUGAUAGGGGACCUUCCAUGGUGUUGUCAAGGAAAACAGGGAGGAAGGGUUCUCUAUCCCAGCUGUAAUGUCAGAUAUGAGCUCUACCCUUUCUAUCGCACAAUUACUCCUAAUACUACAAUUUCUCCAAAUUCUACAAUUCCUCCAAAUUCGGGAGGAGGAGGAAGCAGUGGGAUUUCAGCUGGGACAAUUGUUGCAAUUGUGGUUCCAAUCGUAGUAGCUGUGCUUCUAUUUAUCGUGGGAAUUUGUUUCUUAAGUAAAAGAGCAAGGAAGAAGAAUGAUUCUGCACAAGGAAAGACUGCAUAUGACAUCACCGAUGUGGAGUCCUUGCAAUUCGAUUUCGGCACAAUUGAAGCAGCCACGAACAAAUUCUCUGCAGAUAACAAGUUGGGUGAAGGUGGAUUUGGUACGGUUUACAAGGGCACUCUUCCAAGCGGACAAGAAAUUGCUGUCAAGAGACUCUCCAAAAGCUCCGGGCAAGGUGCAGAAGAAUUUAAGAAUGAAGUAGUGGUGGUUGCCAAGCUUCAACACAGAAAUUUAGUGAGGCUUCUGGGAUUUUGCUUGCAGGGAGAAGAAAAGAUACUUGUUUAUGAAUAUGUGCCCAACAAAAGUCUGGACUAUAUUCUUUUUGAUCCUGAAAAGCAAAGGGAGUUGGAUUGGACAAGACGGUACAAGAUUAUUGCAGGGAUUGCUCGAGGCAUUCAAUAUCUUCAUGAAGAUUCUAGGCUUAGAAUUAUACAUCGUGAUCUUAAAGCUAGCAACAUAUUGUUAGAUGGAGAUAUGAUUCCGAAAAUCUCAGAUUUUGGCAUGGCAAGAAUAUUUGGAGUUGAUCAAACUCAAGGAAACACCAGCAGAAUUGUAGGGACUUAUGGUUACAUGGCUCCAGAGUAUGCAAUGCAUGGAGAGUUCUCUGUUAAGUCUGAUGUAUACAGUUUUGGAGUCCUCAUUCUGGAGAUUAUUAGUGGCAAGAAGAAUAGCUCUUUCUAUCAAACAGACGGUGCUGAGGAUCUAUUGAGCUAUACUUGGCAACUUUGGAAGGAUGGAAAACCCUUGGAACUGAUGGACCCCAUAUUAAGAGAAUCCUGUAAUCCAAAUGAAGUUAUCAGAAGCAUCCACAUUGGUUUGCUCUGUGUCCAAGAAGACCCAGCUGACAGACCUACAAUGGCAAGAAUAGUUCUUAUGCUAGAGAGUGACACUGUUACUCUACCAACACCUAAGCAGCCUGCAUUUUUCCCCCAGAGUGGAACUGAUCCAAACAUGCCAAAGGAACUGCAAUUUGAUCAAUCUACAACAAAGUCAAUACCAAUUUCUGUGAAUGAGAUGUCGAUUAGUGAAAUGGAUCCUCGAUAAGCUUGAUUGCUUGAACACUGGAGGUUUGAAUAGAUGAAGAAUCUUUGCCUGUGUAGUUAUGAGUCAUAGUUUAAUAUGACCGUAUUUCGAAAUAUUGGAAUAUUAUGUAUUGUAGUUGCUUAUUUUUCAAUGUGAAAUAAUAUAUGCUGGCCAUUUAGGCCAUAUAUUGUAUUUAAGACUACGAGGACUUAUUGUCUAUCUAGCACCGACACAACAUGAUAUUUCGAUAUGUCAUUUCUAAAAAA
Gastrolobium bilobum is the source of this 2295-nucleotide messenger RNA. Its product is annotated as cysteine-rich receptor-like protein kinase 10. The record is from RefSeq and is a predicted model, not a curated record. Gene Ontology annotation, molecular function: ATP binding; protein kinase activity. Lineage: Eukaryota; Viridiplantae; Streptophyta; Magnoliopsida; Fabales; Fabaceae. The transcript is spliced from 7 exons. Bases 23 to 2050 code for a protein of 675 amino acids. Gene Ontology annotation, biological process: protein phosphorylation.